This is a messenger RNA of Closterium sp. NIES-67, 1767 nucleotides long. The record is from the annotation of a GenBank genome assembly. NCBI's taxonomy places the organism in Eukaryota, Viridiplantae, Streptophyta, Zygnematophyceae, Desmidiales, Closteriaceae.
CACAUUUCUCCUUAGCCUAACUGCUGCCACGCUUCUCACCGCCCUUCUCGUCUCGGGCUCCAUUUUCCGUCUCCACGCCUCGUUCUUAGGUGCUGCGCGACUAAUCUCCACGCACUUGACCGAGGGGCAGGCAGGCGGGGCAACUUAUCACUUACCAGCUCUCGCGGCGAUCGGCAUCAUCUCACAGCAGUCGCCCGCGAUGGAUGCCCUCAGCGCGCCGUUCGUGCCCCUCGAAGCCGCGCCGGACGGGCGGAAGGGGAAGGGCAAGAAGCGCCGGGAGGAGGCGGAAACCCCCAGCGCCGCAGGCGACGCCGAGGCAAAGCGCGCCAAGCAGGCGGACGCGGAGCAGCAGAGCGCCGGGGACGGGGGGGGAGAAGCGCCGCAGGCCGAGGGGGAGGCGGAAGGGCAGGCGCAGGCGCAGGGAGUGCAGUUCGUCGGGUUGCGGAGCGUGCGGAGAAGCAAGGAGCAGCAGAAGGGGCGUGAGCGGGAGAAGCGGGAGCGGUACGCUGGCGCGGGGGCGAAGGGGGGCGGGGGGGUGGCGGUGAAGCAGCAGCGGCGGAGGAAGGUGGCGCAGUCGUCCGUGGUGUACCUGGGGCGCCUGCCGCACGGGUUCUACGAAGACGAACUCCACGGCUUCCUGAGCCAGUUCGGGGAGAUCGAGCAGCUGAGGGUCGUGCGCAACCCCAAGACAGGGAGGUCGCGCCACUAUGGCUACGCCAAGUUCGCCUCGCCGGAGGUGGCGGCGAUAGUAGCGGAGUGCAUGAACAACUACCUGCUGUUCGGGCACCUGCUGAAGACGCACCUUGUGGACCCCGCCAUGGCUGACCGCGACCAGCUGUUCUACACCCCCCACAAGAACCCUCCUGAAAUCUCUCAGCCAAAGCCAGUGGCGACAUGGGGCGACUACAGGGAGCAGACGUCCAAGCAGUCCAAGAAGCUCAACGCCACCAUGAAGCGCCUCAAGGCAGCUGGCAUCGACUAUGAGUUCCAACCCAAGCCCAAGGCAGAGAGGCCGGAUCAGGGCCUGCACCAGCGGUUCAACGAGGCUGGGGAGGCCACCCCAGCAGCUGCAGCACCCAAGGCACAGGGGGCGAAGCAAGGGGCAACGCAGAAGGGUGAUAAGAAGGUGGCAAAGAAGGAGAAGAAGCAGAAGGAGAAAAAGGAGGAGAAGGAGGGCAAAGAGGAAGAGGAAGGGAAGAAGAAAGCGGGAGAUGGAGAGGCAGGGAAGCAAGCGCAGGAGGGCAAGGAUGGGAAAGAAGUGCAAGUAGAGGCGGCUGGAGGGGAGGGGAAGGAAGGGACGACUGGGGUUGCGAUUGAGUCUGCAGGAAACGAUGGGGUGAAGAAGGGAGAUGAAGACGUGGUGGCACGCGCCAAGGCUGUGGCUGAGAGGCUGAAGCAGGAAGCGGACAAAUUUGCAGAAAUGUUGGGGAAAGGUGCGGUGGAUGCUGAGGAGGAUGGUGGGGCGAGAGAGGGUGGGGAGGGUGAGGACGAGGAAAGCGAGGAAGAUAAAGAGCGCGAGAAAAUUCAGGAAGAGCCAUGGAGUGAUGAGCAUGAGGAGGAGGAGGAGCUGUUGCAUGAAGAGCAGGAUGUGGAGGAGGAAGAGGAUGAGAGUGAGGGUAGCGAAGGGGGUGGUAAUGAGGACUAAAGAUUGUUGCUUUUAAAAAGGGGAGGUAAGGGUUGUGUCUUUGAUUUCUUGUUCAGCUAUAGUACCAUUUUUCUUCCUUAAGAUGGCAGACACGCUUACACUUAUGCUUGGUGGAAGACAAU